AUGGAAAAAUGUCCUAAACACUAAGGAAACAUCACCUAUCUCAUAUUGAAACCAAACUCAGUUAUAUUGGGCUGUAACGAAUGCAGAGAUGAACUGAUUGCAGAGGGACACAAAUCAGAAGCCUGCAUUUUGUUAUCCAAAGCUCUCAAAAUACCUGAAGUAUUAUUAAGCAAAAUCAACAUUGAACCCAUGUUCAAAACAUUCUUUUCCAAGAUCAGCUUGGUUUCAGGAGCGGAACUUGAUCAAUAAAAAAAACAAUGGAUCCAAGAAUUCGAAGGAAUAAAGGCAGAAAUAGAUAAAAUGAUAAGUGACACGAAUGUUUUCUUUGAACAUCUCUCUUAGACCCUUUAACAAUACAGAACGAAUUUAAGGAGAAUUAUCAAAUUUGAAACCUUCGAAUAGCUCACCAGUUUCUCCUCAAUCAUCAUCUAUUAACAUCGCCAGUCAAUAAUUGGACAAAUAGAAUAAAAAAUUUAAUUAUACAUCAAUUCAAUCCAACACGAGAGCAAUAAUGAGAAUAAACAAACUAUCGAAGCUCUAAUUUAAGAUUAUAAGAAGAAAAUCAACAAUGUCAAAUUCCCACCUUCAACUGAAACAUAAGAUCGAUUAGAAAAUAAAUUUAAAAGUUUCAAAAUGGCUGUAGAAAUUCGGUUCAAAUAAGCCAAUCCAAGUUAUACAUGUUCUAGUUUAUUGUCAGAAACCAAUUUUGACAAUAUUCAAGCUAGAAUUACGCCGAAUUCCAAUUCAGCAUAUUCGCUUAUUUACAAGGGAUCAUUUGACGGAUUGAACACCAACCAAUUUUGGAGUAAAGUCUCAAACAAGAGCAAUCUACUGAUGAUAAUGAAAACACGCAAUAAUCAAUGUGUUUUUGGAGGAUACUCCCCUUGCCAAUGGUUCAAGACUCCCCAACCAUAAGUUUUGGCAGAUCAAGAAGCCACUUCAUUUUUAUUUGUUCAAAAUCCUAAUCAAUAAUUGUACUAUUACCCAAUCAAGAAGGAAUUCAAGCAUUAAGCAAUCACACUGAAUUAAAAUUAUGGCCCUAUAUUUGGGCAAACCAGAUCUCCUAAUUUCUACUAACUUCAAAGAUGGAUAAUUGAAUCUCGGCAAUCACUACUUUAGAGAUCCCAAAGAAAACUCACUAAGCUUUAUCUUGGGACCUAAAUUAGAUGA
Paramecium tetraurelia is the source of this 1170-nucleotide messenger RNA. RefSeq lists its product as uncharacterized. The record is from RefSeq and is a predicted model, not a curated record. The transcript is spliced from 5 exons. Lineage: Eukaryota; Ciliophora; Oligohymenophorea; Peniculida; Parameciidae.